Molecule: messenger RNA, 1855 nt
Organism: Myripristis murdjan (pinecone soldierfish)
Lineage: Eukaryota; Metazoa; Chordata; Actinopteri; Holocentriformes; Holocentridae
Gene: tomm40l
Product: translocase of outer mitochondrial membrane 40 homolog, like
Exons: 10
Coding region: 54-1127 (357 amino acids)
Biological process (GO): protein import into mitochondrial matrix
Cellular component (GO): mitochondrial outer membrane
Molecular function (GO): transmembrane protein transporter activity
Source: RefSeq, a predicted model, not a curated record
CGCGUCGUUUAGUAAAAAAAUAGGCGGGACUUAGCGUUAACGUGUCUUCUUCUAUGGUUAGAACCCGGUGGCACUUCCGGCUGCAUCGUCCUCUGGAAAUCACGACCAUGGGCAGUGUUUUGGCUGCCAGCUCCCCCAACCCACCCCCGGCCUCUGGUGCCGCCGGCCCGGGGCUGACAGUGCCACCGGGUUUCGGCAUGCCCCCGGUGUCCCCAGUCAUCUCCCCUGCUGGCUCGGCCUCGGGCCAGCAGCCGGAGGCAGAAAGUUCUCUGCCCAACCCGGGCGCGUUCGAGGAGUGUCAUCGCAAAUGCAAAGAGGUGUUCCCUAUGCAGAUGGAGGGCGUCAGGCUAAUCGUCAAUAAGGGCCUUAGUAAUCACUUCCAGGUGAACCAUACUGUGAUGCUGAGCACCCUGGGAGAUUCCAGCUACAGGUUUGGUGCCACCUACGUCGGCUCGAAGCAGACGGGUCCAGCAGAGUCGUUUCCAGUCAUGGUGGGAGACAUGGACAACAGCGGCAGCCUUAAUGCCCAGGUCAUCCACCAGCUCACUGACAGGAUACGAUCCAAGGUGGCCUUCCAGACACAACAGCAGAAGUUUGUGAACUGGCAAGGCGAUGCCGAGUUCAGGGGAGAGGAUUUCACUGCUGCUGUUACUCUCGGAAACCCAGAUGUUGUUGUAGGCUCCGGUAUUGUUGUAGCUCACUACCUCCAGUCCAUCACCCCGGCCCUGGCACUGGGAGGGGAGCUGGUUUACCACCGCCGGCCGGGAGAGGAGGGCACCGUCAUGUCUCUAGCCGGCAGGUACACAGGCAGUAACUACAUCGCCACACUGACAUUAGGGGGCGCAGGAGCUCACGCCUCAUACUACCACAAAGCUAAUGACCAGCUGCAGGUCGGCGUGGAGUUUGAGGCGAGCACCCGUAUGCAAGACACUAGUGUAUCAUUUGGCUACCAGCUAGAUGUCCCUAAAGCCAAUUUACAAUUCAAAGGAUCACUAGAUAGUAACUGGGUAGUCGGUGCUACGUUAGAAAAGAAGUUGCUCCCCCUGCCGCUCUCGCUGGUCCUCUGCUCCUUCCUCAACCACCGCAAGAACAAGUUCCAGUGCGGUUUCGGCGUCACCAUCGGAUAGACGGACUGGAAGCGAGGGGGUCUCGGCCCCCAGGCGGACCUCGCAGAGUGGACACAAGCUGUGGACAACCAGACUAUGCCAUGUACGCACCUCAGCAUCGCAUCACCUCCAUUUGUCUCAUCUCUUAGGGAAAAAAAAAAGCAAAACAGAUUGGCUCUUCAUCAUGUUAUCAGUUCCCCCGGUUGUUUGAGUGAUGCUACAUAAUAUGUGGUUUAACGGAAUCACUGGAACGUAAUUAUGUAAAUAAAAUGCAUCUAGUCGUGUUAAAUUAAUCACCAAAUUAAUCGAGUUAAUUGUAAGAAUGUUGUUUGUCAGACUCUGGUGAUGACGGUCGACUGUGGACUUCAACACAAGAACAUCAGCCAGUAGGCGGUAGACGGACGUGAACACACAUCUGUUGUCAGGAGGCGCUGCUGAAUUCCAGUUACGUUUGUUUUUAUCACUUGAAUCAGUGCCUGUCGCAUUUGGUUUUGCUGUUUUUGAAUUUUAUGCGUUUUUGUACUGUAAAGUCAGUCUCUGCGUGAAGUGGAUGAAAUUGUCCUCAUUUGCUUGUCCAUGGUGGGGAUUUUCUCAGUUACAGGCAGGGGUUGUAGUCCCAGGACGGAGUGUACGUCACGGCUCACAAUUCAUCGUUUUGUUUUGUCGCCUUUUUUAUGGUACAUAUAUAUGGAUCAGCAUAUUACCUGUAUAUAUCUCUUGGAACUGAUAAAUUCCAUUUCUUACAAAAA